Phycodurus eques (leafy seadragon) is the source of this 2931-nucleotide messenger RNA. RefSeq names its product RNA binding motif protein 15B (gene rbm15b). Gene Ontology annotation, cellular component: nucleus. The record is from RefSeq and is a predicted model, not a curated record. Lineage: Eukaryota; Metazoa; Chordata; Actinopteri; Syngnathiformes; Syngnathidae. Gene Ontology annotation, molecular function: mRNA binding. The transcript has a single exon. Gene Ontology annotation, biological process: regulation of alternative mRNA splicing, via spliceosome. The coding region runs from base 280 to 2610 and encodes 776 amino acids.
UCCGCCCCGAGGCGAAGGCGCACAUUCUUUUGUCCAAGAUGGCGUCGUCGUCGAGUCGCUGACUGGCGGACAUGUUUUGCUUUUUUAGUGCUUUUUUAGCCGCUUUUGGCUUCUCCGUCGAGGGGCGGAAGUGACUCAUUCGCGGAGCCGCUUGUGGCUAAAACCGCCGCACGGACGCCGCGGAUUGUCGUCGCCGGAGGGGCUCCGUUCCGCUCGUCUUUCUCGCCGCCGCCGCCGCCGCCGCCGCCGUCGUCGUCGUCGUUGACGUUCCCGGCCGACAUGAAGCGGCAGGCCGUCAGGGAGGCUUCCUCCCCGCCUCAUCUUCCGCCGCCGCCGCCGCUGUCGUCCAGGGCGGCCCCCAAGCGCCUCCGGGAGCGGGAGCGGGACCGAGACCGAGACCGAGAGAGCGGCCGCCGGGAGGAGCUCCAUGCGCUGCCGCCGCCGCUGGCCCUUCUGCUGGCCGAGACCCGCGGCGGCCACCGGCGGAGAAGCCGCAGCCGGGAGCGCGACAAACCGGCGGCGGCCAGUCUGCGGCCCCCGGCCCGGGAUUACAAGACGCUGCUCAUCAGCAACGUGGGCCCGCAGGUCCCCGACGACGACCUGGAGGACGCUCUCUUCCACGAGUUCAAGCGGUUCGGCGACGUCAGCGUCAAACUGUCGCACACGCCGGAACUGGGCCGCAUCGCCUACGUCAACUUCCGGCACGCCGAGGAUGCCAAAGAGGCUCGCCACGCGAAGACCACUUCGCGGCUGCUGCUGGCUGAGCGGCUGCUCAAGAUCGAGCCGGUGUACGUGCGCAGGAGGAGCGUCACGCCGCCCGAUGUCACCUACCUGGCCGUGCACGCCCACGCGCACGCGCCCUACCCGCCCUACCGCCAGCGGUCGCUGUCGCCGCCCGGACCCUCGCUCAGCCUGCGCGAGUUGCGCGCCCGCCACUACGCCCUGGAGAGCCUGAGCCGCGAGCGCCUGCUCGACUACUACGGGAUGCUGGACGAGAGGGGGCGCCCCUACGGCCUGGCGCCCGCACCGCAGCCGCCGCCCGACGACCUCAAGCCCGAGGACGACCAGCGCGCCACCAGCAACCUGUUCAUCGGCAACCUGGACGGCGGCGUCACCGAGGCCGAGCUGAGGCGCGGCUUCGACAAGUACGGCGCCAUCGAGGACGUGGUCAUCAAGAGGCCAGCGCGGGGCCAGGGUGGCGCCUACGCUUUCGUCAAAUUUCAGAACCUGGACAUGGCCCACCGCGCCAAGGUAGCCAUGCAGGGGCGCCUGGUGGGCGGCCACCCCGUCAAGAUCGGCUACGGCAAAGCCAACCCCACUACGCGCCUGUGGGUGGGCGGCCUGGGACCCUCCAACUCGCUGGCCACUCUGGCGCGCGAGUUCGACCGCUUCGGAAGCAUCCGGAACAUCGAUUACGUCAAGGGCGACAGCUUCGCGUACGUCCAGUACGAAAGUUUGGAUGCGGCGCAGGCGGCGUGCACGCAAAUGAGGGGCUUUCCCCUGGGCGGGGCCGAGCGUCGCUUACGCGUGGACUUCGCCAAGGUGGAGGAAAGCCCCGCCCGGCCCUUCGCACCCGUGCAGCUACUGCCCCACUACGACGUGCCGGGCGACGCCUACGGACGCCGCCGGAGCCUGGAACGCGACGUCCGGGGCGCAGUCAGGGAGCGUGCACCGUCCCCGCGCGACCUGGCCCCGAGCCCCCCGGGGGGCCCUGAGAGGAGGGCGGGCGCCGCGGAGGCCCUUGGCAGGAGCGGCCGGGCACGCAGCCGCAGCAGGGAGCGCUGGCCGAAGGAGCGUGAGGAGAGGCGGGGUCGGAGGCGGAGCCGCAGUCCCUCGGCGGAGCGCGAGAAGGGGCGGGGUCGAGCGCGCGCGUCGCCCGACGUCAGCCCCGACCGAGCGCGCGUCCGGGCGCCCGACUCCACCACAGAGCCGCGGGACCACACCCCCGACGCCAAAGAGCCAGAGUCUCCGCCCACUCGCCACCGUGGCAAACAUACCGACCCCCAUCACCACCGCGGCGGCAGCGAGGCCGCCGCCCGGCCCGCUGUGACGCCGCCCCUCCCCGCGGGUGCGCCCCCGGCGUGUCCAGGCUCGCUGUCGGAGUUCGCUGCGGCGUCGCUGGCCAAGUGUUGGCGUGGCGUGUUCGCGCUGAAGAACAGCAGCUUCCCGGCCCACCUGUACCUGCUGGAGGGUGGUGCCCCCUUCUUCGGCGCCAUCAUGCGGCGCAACGGCGAGCUGCUGAAGAUAGCGCAGCGCCUCCGCAUGGAUCAGAGCCGUCUGGACGAGGUGGCGCGGCGCGUGAAGGCGGGUCGCCCCGACGGCUUCGCCGUGCUGCUGGCCCUCCAGGGACCCGUGGACCGGCAGGCCGGCGCACCAGGGGCGGCGGGGCUCCAGGUCCGCCUGCUGCGCCACCUGGUGGCUUACCUGCGCAACAAGGAGGCGGCGGGCGUGGUGAGCCUGCCCGGCGCCAAGGAGGGCGGCCCGGGUGCCAUGCUGUACGCUUUUCCGCCGGGAGACUUCUCGGUGCAGUUCCUGCAGGCGGCCAAGAGGGUGGCGACGCCUCUGGACGAGGAGCACAUGGUGGUGGUGGUGGUUAACGACACUAAUUGACCUCAAGGUGGCGCCCUUCCUAAUCCAGACUCCUUUGGCGGUCCACCAGAGGGCACAGCGGCACCCAAACACUACAAACAAACUGAAGCAUCUUCCCUCAUGAAUAAUUAGCACGUUGGUGUGUUCUGUUUUAACACUACAAAAACUUCUUUGAACUUUUCAUACUUUUUUGCUUUCGAACGCAUUGGAACCAACCGAAAGUAGAAAUGUGAGCAGUUGAAAAUGUUGUUUCCAUGGUAACCCUUUUAAAGGAAUAAUUCUCUUUUUAUGUAUUUUGUUCUUAACAAAUGUUGUCAUGUUAAAGCAAAAAUGUUAACUCUU